AUGUCAUCUGAGGAAUUGCCUCCAGUGCCAUCACGGCCUCAAAGGCAAGCAGGUUCACCAUCACCAAUCCCUACUAUUCCUGCAAGACCAAAUUCGAAAUCACCACCGCCUCAAGUGCCAACAAGGAGACCUACCAGGGUCAAGACUUCAGAUCUAAAGGAUUUGAUGCAAAAUACUGAUGAUCAACUGGAACAAAUGCAAAAUUUAAUUCAAAAGAGGUCUGAUGAUAGUAAAGUCCAUUCCGAACAGUUAAGGAAUCAGGAAGAUAGUUGGCAAAGGGGUAAAGAAGAUCUAAUAGGAACAAAUGAGAUGGAAUUCGAAUUGCAAGAGGAGAAGGAAAGGUUGUUGAAGAAGAAGGAAAUAGAGUUAAAAGAAAGAAAUAUACAUCAAGCCAAUAGAGAGAAGGAAUUGGAAAUGUUGGAAAGGAGGAGGGAAGAGCUAAUGAGAGAAAGAGAAAAGGAAAGACAACAAGAGUUAAAAAGGCAACAACAAUUGGAAUUGGAAGAUCAGAGACAAAGGGAAUUGGAAAGAAAGCAAGAAUUAGAAUUGGAAGCUAAGAGGAAAGAAUUGGAGCAAUUGGAAAGGGAGCAACAAUUGGCAAGAGAAAAAGCAGUUAAGUUGCAAGAGACUAAACACCAAUUCGAAGAGAAAAGAACGCUAGAUACUGAAUCAAAGGAAAAAACGACCUCCGAUAAUGAGCCAGUCUUGGAAAAAGCGGAUGAAGAUUUUGGUAUAAGGAAUGAAACAAAAGAAGAACCGGAAAUUCCUCGUAUUCCAGAAAGACCCAGGAGAUCUCAAUCACCAACAGAUACGGAAUCAAAGUCAAACGUCGAAAUACCAAAAAUUCCUGGUAUUCCAGAAAGACCCAAGAGAUCGCAAUCACCAACGGAUACAGAAUCGAAAUCAGAUGUCGAAAUACCAAAAAUUCCUGAAAGAAGACCUAGACCAAUUGGAAGAAGAUCAAUUGAAACCCCUGUGGUGGCAGAGAAAAGACCUGAAUCUUUAGAGAACAAAUUGGGUGAGCCACCAGUUGUGCCAGGAAAGAGACCAGAAUCUUUGGAAGAGAAGGUGAGCGAACCUCUAGCUUCCCUAGAACAGAAACCAGAAUUCUUGGAAAGAAAGGUAAGCGAACCUCUAGCUUCCCUAGAACAGAAACCAGAAUCUUUGGAAGAGAAGGUAAACGAACCUCUAACUGCUCCAGAAAACAAGCUAGAAUCUAUAAAAAAGGAAGCUUCGACUGAAUUUCCAUCAGUGCCUGCAAAGAGGCCAGAGCACUUAAAAAAGGAAUUGCCAGAUGAAUUUACUGCACCUUUGGAAAAGAAACCAGAACCUUUUGAAAAGGAACCUAGCGAGUUUUCAUUCCUGCCAGAAGAAAAACCUAAUUCUUUAGAAAAGAAACUAUCGAAUGAAUCAUCCCUCUCACAAAAGAAUCCCGAACCCAUUGGAAAAAAACCUUCCGCUGAACUUUCAGUUGCAUCAGAAGAAAGACCUGAACCAGUUGAAAAAAAUUCGACUUCUGAAUCUUUGGUAUUACCUGAGAAAAGGCCCGAAGCACUGGAGAAAGAGUUAUCUACUGGCAUUAAUGCACAAUCUGAAAAAGAACUAGAAACCCUGAAAAAGGAACCCUCCAAUGAUUCCACAACUGUGCCAGAGAGGACAACAGAGUCUGAAGAGAAGAAGUCCUCCACUGAACCCUUGAAGAAGGAAUCCACUGCUUCUUCGCUGGAAUCAGAGAAGAGAAUAAGUGUUGAAAGCAAGCCUGAAUUCCCAUCCGUACCAGAUAGAAAACCAGAAUUUAAUGAAAGGAACUCAACAUUUGACGAACCAGGCUUUGCUGAAAAAACCCCAGAGCUUUCUUCAAAGCCCGAAGCUGAACAGCCGUAUUCUGAAGACUGGAAGACUACCUCCUCCAACGUGUCAAAACAAGCGUCUAUCGAAUCCCCUGUGAAUUCUGAAAAGCUACAAGAAAAACCAGGAAUCGAGGAUAAUAAUUCCAAGUUGUCAACGUCAGACAUUAAUGAAAAUAAGCGUGAUUCUGAUAUAAAACAUCAAGAAAAGAAGUCCGAGGAAUCUGCUAAAGAACCUGUAAAGAAAAAAGCCCCCCCUGUACCCAAGAAACCUUCCUCAAGAAUUGUAGCUUUCCAGGAAAUGUUAAGGAAGCAACAGAUGGAGGAAAUGCAAGGUUCACAUCGUAAGGGACCUGAACCAGUGAAUGAGGCACCCAAAGAUAGCAAGAAUGGAGCUGAUUCUUCCGAAUCCUCCCAACCAUCUCUUCCCCAGAGACCAGCUAGACAACCAAUUAAUGCUGAGAGAUCCAAGUUUGCUAACAAUUUGAAUGGUCUUUUCGCUUUGCCUGGUAUGUCACCGAUGGGCGGUCUACCGCAAUCGUUUGCCAAAAAAUUGGACCCGGCUGCUUCUACUCCUGGACCAGAAGAGAAGAAAGAGAAUCAAGCCACACCACCUUCCGUUUCUAAUGUACGCUCUUCGAGAGCCAGAGGUCCUCGUGGUCGUAAGUUGCCAUCCAAUGUGGCAUCUGUCGAGAAGGUCAAUAGUGAAAGUAAAACCAAUGAGAUUGAGAUUUUCAAAACGUGGAAAACUGUGGUACAUAAGAAGGAAGAACCAGCUGUUCCUGAAAGACCACCAAGUCUUUCCAAGAAACCUACUGAAUCUGGAAAUGAAAAGGCUGUGGAUGUUACAAAUCCUACUCAUUUUGAUCUGGAUAACGAUAAGGCUGUAAGACCCCUUGAGGAGACUACAAAAGCCAAGGACCAUGAUGACAAUUCACAUGGUACUGAUGACAUUUUAACAUCGCCUAAGGAGGAUACAAGAAUAAUCGAAGAAAAGCUAGAAGAAUCGAAAACCAGUGGGAACCCAUCAAGUCUUGAAGAAUCCCAAGAAUCUAAAAACCAGACUGAAAAACCCUUGGUGCCCGAACGACCUUCGAAAAAUCAAGAGAAGAAACAUCCUUUGGUACCAGAAAGGCCCUUAACUUCGGAAUCUGCGAGAAGCGAUGAACUUGCCCAAAACAGUGAACCUUUGGUGUCUGAGAGACCUGUUAAACAUGAUGAAAAAGAACACGAGCUUGCAGAAGAGCCAUCAAUCCUGGAAAGAUCUUCGAAAAAUCAAGAGGAGAAACAUCCUUUGGUACCAGAAAGGCCCUUAACUUCAGAAUCUUUGAAAAGCGAUGAGCCUGCCAAAAACAGUGAACCUUUGGUGUCUGAGAGACCUGCUAAACAUGAGAAACAAGAACAUAAGCAUGCAGAAGAGCCAUCGAUCCUGGAAAGGCCCAAGAAACAUACCGAAGAAUCUGAGAAACCUUCUAAACCUGCACUGCCAGAGGAGCAAUUAGAGUAUGAGAAGAGCCUUGAUUUUCCUAAAAAAUUUCCUGAAGCCACUGAACCAGUGCCUGAGACUACUUUCGCAUUUGGUACAGAGAAUAAUUCUAAAGAGAGCAGUAAUGUUGAUCUUUUGUCUGCCGUGAAGGACACAGGCCAAUCUCAACUCGAACACUCUGAUUCUGAACUCAAUCAGUUCACCAAAGAUUCAGAUCUGGCUGAGAAAUUGAAACAAGAGUUGAAGCAGGAGGACAAGGAAGAAUAA
This is a messenger RNA of Zygosaccharomyces rouxii, 3600 nucleotides long. RefSeq names its product Aim21p (gene AIM21). The transcript has a single exon. Lineage: Eukaryota; Fungi; Ascomycota; Saccharomycetes; Saccharomycetales; Saccharomycetaceae. The coding region runs from base 1 to 3600 and encodes 1199 amino acids. The record is from RefSeq and is a predicted model, not a curated record.